UCCAUUGGAGCAGGCUCCAGGCAGGGCUGCCUGUGUGGGAUUUCUGGCCUGUGUUGCUCAGAAGCUAGAUGAGAUGAUCCUGAAGUUCUGUCUUUAAGCUUCCCCUAGGAGUGGUGUCUAAAUCAGCAAUGGGCAGCUGGGCAGAAUCCAGUUCCAGGAAAUCCAUUUUGUAAGUAGCCAAAGGAGCAUUGCUCAGUCUGUGCUGUAUGCAAGGCCAGGAUGGGUCUGGCUCUAGAUCAGUUCCAUGCCACACCUGCUCUGAACACCUGCCUGUGAGUAAACGUAGUACCAAAUGCAUUAGUUUGCUUAGCAAACCUACCCUGCUGUAGUCAAGCUGCUCCCUAGAGGAAAGCAGGCCCUAAAGGAAAAAACUGGGUGGGUUUGUUAGCCUGAGAUUUGUUUCCCACUCUGCUUGCCUGCCACAGUGAAAUAUCUGGGAUAAUCUGCUCCAACUUACUAAAAAUUGAACUUUAAAUUGUUUUGUUUAGAGCAUCAGAGAUUUUCCUGUGAUUAGGGCCAAAUUCUGCUGUUGUUUACACCCUAAGGUCUCUGCACAUUCAGGGCAUUCACAAUUUCUGCUCUGUACAAUGUGCACAGUACAAGGUGAUGGUGAAUUGGGCCCAAUGGGGCAGCCAUUUCACAGUGUAGUUCUGGUGGCCUUAUUCCAGGGAGCAUACCGAAUGCCUGGAGUCAGGCUGAUGGCACAAAAAUGUCUGUGAAGGUGUGAUGGCCUUGAGAAGAUAUGAUUCUGACUAAAUGCAGGUUUGACCCUUGGAUUUAUCUGUUCAAGUAUUUCUGUAAUGGAAAUUCUGAAUAAAGGAUGUGGUCAGUCAUUCUCAGUAGCUGCAAACUGGACUCGUUGAGAGCUGCUAUCUCACUUGGCCAUCAAAAGAGCAGUCCCUCACAGCACCCUCCUUCCCAGUCUGUUGUCUUUCUGUGAAUGCAGCUAGUUAGUUCAUUUUGAUGUAGUUGGUGAAAUGCCAAGAGUUAUAUUUUGCCCCUUACAAAAAUCAGUCAUUGGAGGAUGAAAGUGCCUGGAAGAUCUUUUUCCUUGGCUCAACUAUUGACACCAGUGUGGUCACUAGAACUCCAUUUCUUUCAGGAGAUCUUCCAGUGCUCAUUAAAAGUAGAUUUGUGCCACUGCUUCCAGGGAAUCUGUAGGGCCAGCACACUGUGAGGUGCUAGGUCUCACCACUCAGCCAAAUGCAGUCUUCCUGAUGAGAUGGGAAACCAAAGGCCACAGUGCUCAGGGAAUGCAGGACAAAGCAGUAAUGUCACCUUCCAGGUUGAAAGGCAUUUUGAAUUAUUACUUUGCAAUUGAGACUUUGUGAUGCUUCUGUUUGACUGAGCUUGUGGGCCCAGAAUCACAAUUACCGGUACCAUCAGCAUCUCUCCCAGCAAACAUGUUCUUGCUGUCAGCUCCCAGUUCUUGGAAGACUUGCUCAGUGAAGCCUCAGCUUCCGAUGACAUGCAGCAAACUUGCAGGAAGGCCUCAUAUGGGAGGUGUCCCUGGGAUGAGCCUGGCCCUUAUCUUGCCAGCCAGCUGCAAGGGGAUUAUCCGGGAGCUCAGCUAUGCAGCUGCAAACACUCUCUUGCACUGGCUGGACUGCCUUAAGACCUUCUUCUUGUGUUGUAAAGCCAGCAAGAAAGCAAGGACUGAACUACUCUGAGCUCUCACAUCUCCUGUGAAGAACAUCAGAUUCACCCAACUUUAGAAACUCAUCCUCAGAACAAACCAACAAAAGACCUGGGCUGUGGUGUCAGUCCCAGAGUGUGUGGUGUCUGCUUGCCUGGUCUCCACCUCAUCCAGUCUCACAAGGGCAGUGUUUGCAGGUGAAGAUGAACAGUGGAAUUCUCUUCUUGUCCCUCCUUGGCUUCCUCCCACUCGUGAUACCCACGUGCCCUGUGCCAUGCAAGUGUGCCACCAGCAUUAUUGACUGCACAUCAAAAGACCUAACUGUAGCAAAACUACCAGUUGCUUUCCGCCCUUCAGCUGAAAUUAUCCACCUUGGUUACAACAGGCUCACCUCGAUUCCCAAUGGGCUCUUUGACAACCUGAAGAGCCUCCAGGUAGUCUACCUGCAGGGCAACCCUUGGGAAUGCAACUGUGACAUCCUCUACUUGCACUCCUGGCUCCAGUGGCAGCAGAACCGGACCUUGUACAGGGAUUUGAGAUGUGCCUCCCCAGCUCACCUGCAGGACCGGGUCAUUGCCUAUCUGACAGAAGAUGAGAUCAUCUCCACGUGCCAGUACUGGUACUGCAGCCUGGCUCUCCUUUCUCAGCUCUGUCUCUUCAUCCUUCUUUUCCUGCAGAGUAUCUUGGUUAUCUUCAUCAUUGUCUACCUGCAGAAAUUUCGGAGAAUGACCGCUGAAGCCCAGAGCACCACCCAAGAUCUACACCAGCAUGUAGACACCUGGGAAUCUUCCUCAAGAAACCCCUACAACAGUGAUUAACAUCACAACCCUGAAGUCCCUCCUCUGCCUUGGCUGAUGCUGUGCCAUGGUCAUGUGGCUUGAAAUAUCCAGAGGGAACAAUUCAGUGUGGUGUCUCAUCCUGACUGCAGUCCAAAGCAGGACAUGAACUGAUGAAAGACUUGGUCUUGUGUUUUUUAAUGCUUUAAACUCUUUAGCAUUAUUUUGAUUGCUUUGCUGAGCUGGGUGUGGUUCUGGUUUGAUAGACUAAGGAGAAAUAAUGAACUACAGCAACCAGAACUGACUUGAACUUCUCAUAAGCUCCAAUGAGGGCUACAGUUCUUGAUCCUUCCUAUGCUAGAGUAUUUUCAGCCGUACUUUCCAUGAUGCUUCUGGUUGCAUUAGGUCAGGUGAGGACAGAUGUGGACAGUGAACAGUUAAUGUACUAGACAAUGGAGAAGUACACUUUCCUUGAUGCUAACACAGGUUGUUUUAGUAACAUUGGACAAGUGACUUUGUCUUCUCCUGCCUUAGUUGCCCAUCAGUAAAGGGAAAGGUUGUUUUUUUUUUACUGGAUGCAUCUUUUCCAAUGUUCUGUAGGAGGGAGGGAGGGAAUGUUCAGGAACCUACCCAUUUUACCCUAUCUUCAUUCCUUUUAAGCUACGUAUAGUUUUAAUACUGACUUUGACAUGUACUGAGUCAGACUGGGGCCCUGAAUGUUUGAGAAAUUAACCCUGAAGCCAAGAGUUGUAGAGACCAGAGGCUCUUCUUGACUGUGCCUGUACAGAACCUGGCCCAGGAGAUCUGUUUAUCUUUGGAGCCUCAAACUGCAAAACCCACAAACCUGCCUACUGCUCCUUAUGAUGUCCCUUAACUAUUUUUGAAACAGAGCAAAAUUGAAAUAAAAUAA
Messenger RNA from Apus apus (common swift), 3322 nucleotides. RefSeq names its product glycoprotein Ib platelet subunit beta (gene GP1BB). The coding region runs from base 1840 to 2454 and encodes 204 amino acids. Lineage: Eukaryota; Metazoa; Chordata; Aves; Apodiformes; Apodidae. The record is from RefSeq and is a predicted model, not a curated record. The transcript is spliced from 2 exons.